GCCGCAAAGUCAUCAAUCGCAUCACGCUGUCCUUACAAUUAUUCAUACUCGUCUAGGGCCAUCACAAAUAAGCAUCAUGGCUCACCGCAUCCUCACAACCCUUGUAGUAACUGGUACCCGAGUCUUCGGCCGCGCCUUCGCAGAAGCCUACAAGCAAGCGUCCGCCAGCUCUAAAUAUGCCGCCGAAAUGAAAAAGGGGAAUGUUACGGGCGCUAGCACAUACGCCUCUAACGGACUCACGCUCGACGAAGCAUGCAAAAUUUUGAACGUGAAACCUCCCCAGGCCGGCGAGACACAGCUCGAGACCGUCAUGGAACGAUUCAAAAAAUUGUUUGAUUUGAAUGAUCCUCAGAAGGGUGGAAGCUUUUAUUUGCAGAGCAAGAUUCUGCGCGCGAGAGAACGAAUUGAGAUGGAGCUCCGCGAGACGGAGCGCAAGGCGAAAAUGGAUAAGGAGUUGAAAGAGGGCUGGAAGCCGAAGGUGUAUAAGGAUCGGUGAUUUACCACCUAUUAGCAAUUUCGCCAAUUACUCCAUUUCAUUCGAGUCGACUCUACUCGUCGACUAGAAUCCGGGCAUGAUUCCUGCCGUCGGCCCGUCUUUUACUACGAGCUCGACACGUUUUAUCAUUUACCAUCUCCAUUCUUCGUUCGUCUAUUCCGGCAUCAUAGAACUUGUACUAUACAGUGGCGAAAGACGUCCGAUCUGUUGUUUAUUCGGUUGCGGCAUAGCAUGGCGUUUUGUUGGAUUGUUUGAUCGUAUGACUGGUGCGCCGUACGGAUCUAAAUCAUAUGUGCAAAUAUAUGGCCAGUCAUCUCGACGAAUUCUUGUACUUAUAUGAUUAUAUACUUAAUGGAUACGGGCCCAUAACGGUUAGAUUAC
Molecule: messenger RNA, 877 nt
Organism: Talaromyces stipitatus ATCC 10500
Lineage: Eukaryota; Fungi; Ascomycota; Eurotiomycetes; Eurotiales; Trichocomaceae
Product: cochaperone Pam16
Exons: 2
Coding region: 77-496 (139 amino acids)
Biological process (GO): protein import into mitochondrial matrix
Cellular component (GO): TIM23 mitochondrial import inner membrane translocase complex
Source: RefSeq, a predicted model, not a curated record